UCUCUCACUUCUGGCCAGGGAACGUGGAAGGCGUACCGGCUAGGAGCCGGUUAGGGAGGGCGAAUUGGGGGACGAAAGAGGAAUUAGAAAGAAAGGGGGUUCAGCCAAAUAAUCCCAGAAGUAGGCUCAAGCCCAGACUGGAGCAGGGGAGAGCGAGCGCAAGAGAGCGCAGUCCGGGAGCGGCUCGACCUGGCAGAGCGCGCUCGGCGCUGACUUUUGCGGCUGCUUUCCCUUUUCCUUUCCUCUUUUAAAACCGAGAAGGCGCCGGCGGCGGCCGCACACGCGAGCGCCACGCGAGGCUCCCGAAGCCAACCGCGGCGGGAGGAGGGGAGGGAGGAGGCGGCGCAGAGGGAAGACGAUCACCCAGGCACCUUCCUCCGUUGCUGCUAGACAACUCUGCCUCCUUCCGCGCGUUUCUUCCCUUUUAACUUUCCUCCGGUGCUGGUUUCUCCCCUCUUCUUUUUCUUCGCCCCCCUUAGAUCGUGCUUCGCAGUCCCGCUUCCUUCUAGCUCUCUGCGUCCCCUGAGUCCCCAACUCGUUCUCCCCCGCGACAGUUUGGGCCAGCAUGGAGAGCUCUGGCAAGAUGGAGAGCGGAGCCGGCCAGCAGCCGCAGCCUCCGCAGCCCUUCCUGCCGCCUGCAGCCUGCUUCUUUGCGACCGCGGCGGCCGCGGCGGCGGCGGCGGCCGCAGCGGCAGCUCAGAGCGCGCAGCAGCAACAGCAGCAGCAGGCGCCGCCGCAGCAGGCGCCGCAGCUGAGCCCGGUGGCGGACGGCCAGCCCUCAGGGGGCGGUCACAAGUCAGCGGCCAAGCAGGUCAAGCGCCAGCGCUCGUCCUCUCCCGAACUGAUGCGCUGCAAACGCCGGCUCAACUUCAGUGGCUUCGGCUACAGCCUUCCACAGCAGCAGCCGGCAGCCGUGGCGCGCCGCAACGAGCGCGAGCGCAACCGGGUCAAGUUGGUUAACCUGGGCUUUGCCACCCUCCGGGAGCACGUCCCCAACGGCGCUGCCAACAAGAAGAUGAGCAAGGUGGAGACGCUGCGUUCGGCGGUCGAAUACAUCCGCGCGCUGCAGCAGCUGCUGGACGAGCACGAUGCGGUGAGCGCUGCCUUCCAGGCGGGCGUCCUGUCGCCCACCAUCUCCCCCAACUACUCCAACGACUUGAACUCUAUGGCGGGUUCUCCGGUUUCGUCCUACUCCUCCGACGAGGGAUCCUACGACCCCCUUAGUCCAGAGGAACAAGAGCUGCUGGACUUUACCAACUGGUUCUGAGGGGCUGACAGGCCCUACUGGGAAUGGACUUUGGA
Rattus rattus (black rat) is the source of this 1302-nucleotide messenger RNA. RefSeq names its product achaete-scute family bHLH transcription factor 1 (gene Ascl1). The transcript has a single exon. Gene Ontology annotation, biological process: developmental process; regulation of transcription by RNA polymerase II. The coding region runs from base 566 to 1267 and encodes 233 amino acids. The record is from RefSeq and is a predicted model, not a curated record. Gene Ontology annotation, molecular function: protein dimerization activity; RNA polymerase II transcription regulatory region sequence-specific DNA binding; DNA-binding transcription factor activity, RNA polymerase II-specific. NCBI's taxonomy places the organism in Eukaryota, Metazoa, Chordata, Mammalia, Rodentia, Muridae.